AUGGAACUUAUAACAGCUGAUAAUGUAAAAGAAAAACAUGAAGAAGAAUACAAGCCGACCAUUGAUAGAAGAUUCUUAGAUGACUUGGACGAUAAAGACUGGCACAUAUCACACUUAAAAGAUAUUGAUUUCGAUAUUGAUGGCAAUUGCAACGAAGAAACAUUUGAAAAUAAAGCAAAAAAGUACAGGAAAACUUUAAAAAGUGACGCUGCGUUAGUUGAAUUUGUUUCAGGAGAUGCCCUAAAGGUUAAGAAAGAAGAUUUGACCACAGGUAAAUGUAAAAGGAACAUAACUAAUAUUUUCAAAACAAUGGUAGCUACUACGCCAAUAUCAAAGCUAAAUUCAACAAAAAUUCAACAUGUAAAAGACAGCAAUGAUACGACUUCAGAAGGUGAAGUGAAAACAGCCACAGUGAGUACGAAAGAAUUUGAAUUUGAAGACAAAAGCGUUCCAAAUAACACGAAUAAAAGAAGAAGCGAAUAUCAGUUUAGUUCUGUUGAAUAUUACGAUGGUGAAGUUCAAGAUUUUGAUAAAUCUAUUUGUCCGGAUGCGGUUGAAGUUAUAAUAUUGGAAUUGGAUCAGCUUAGAAAUUAUGAUGUGGAAUGUGAGGCAAUAUUAGAAUGGAGAAGCUUAGAAUAA
Molecule: messenger RNA, 639 nt
Organism: Vanessa atalanta (red admiral)
Lineage: Eukaryota; Metazoa; Arthropoda; Insecta; Lepidoptera; Nymphalidae
Exons: 2
Coding region: 1-639 (212 amino acids)
Source: RefSeq, a predicted model, not a curated record